AUGCAUUACUUUCAAAUACUCUUUGCCUCGUUGCUGGGUACGGCAACUGCCCAGCAGCUCCCCGAAUACAAAUACGACUACGACUUUCGCCCCUUUGAGGGCAUCACGCCGACAUGCAAAGCAGCCUUGAACAAGGUUCUCGACUGCGAUACAUUACUUGCUCGAUACGGACCUGAAAACAUCAUGCCGUCGGUCGAGCAAGCGACCAAGAUCUGCACUGCCACAUGUCACAGCUCCCUCGUCCAGUUCAAAAAGGACAUACAGAAGGCGUGUCCGGUAGAGAGCAACAUAGUCCACUGGCCCGAUGGCAGUAACUUUACGGGCACAGAUAACAUCAACGAGUUUAUUGACAGGUAUAACAAGCUCUGCCUAGUCGACCCAGAGACGGGAAGGUUCUGCUAUGACCUGCUUAGAGAAUGGGGGGAUUCGAGAUGCUCCGACUGUGUCUUGGGCUUGUACCAGAUACAAGAGGAAUCAAAAGCCGAAUAUGGCGAGGACUUUGCGUCAGCAGUUGCUGAUUACAUUGACACUUGCGAGACGACGAGCGUUGAUCUGCACAUCCUGAAGGGUACACCAACUGCCACGGGCACUUCUGCCUCAACGAGCAGUUCAGGGGCAGAAACGACUCCAGUUGGAACAGACACUUCCACUGAAGUGACUCCGAGUCCUUCCCCGGAGAUCCCGGUUCUUACCCCAAUGCCAUCCGGUGCGUCGACCUUCGCCAUCAACCUCAUCUCGUUCAUCGUGCCUGUUCUGGUGCUGACAAGCCACUGGAGAUGGUUUGCCCAGAACUAG
This is a messenger RNA of Fusarium keratoplasticum, 795 nucleotides long. RefSeq lists its product as uncharacterized. The record is from RefSeq and is a predicted model, not a curated record. The coding region runs from base 1 to 795 and encodes 264 amino acids. NCBI's taxonomy places the organism in Eukaryota, Fungi, Ascomycota, Sordariomycetes, Hypocreales, Nectriaceae. The transcript has 2 exons.